AUGUUUAAGAAGGAUCGCGUACCCCGGGAGGAAUAUGUUCAAAAGCCUGAGGAGCCGGAACCUGUUGAGGGCCAUAAACUGACGAAGCUUUUCAACAAAGUGACUGGACAGCCAGAUUCUUAUGUGAACAAACAGGACUAUAUAUUUGGGAAGACGUUAGGUGCUGGUACGUUUGGUGUUGUGAGACAAGCACGGUGUAUUUCUACAGGGGAGAAUGUGGCAGUGAAGAUUUUGUUGAAGAAGGCUUUGAAGGGCCAAAGUGUGCAAAUGCAGAUGUUGUACGAUGAGCUUAAUAUUUUGCAGCAGUUGGACCAUCCUAACAUUGUAAAGUUCAAGGAUUGGUUUGAGUCGAAAGAGAAGUUUUACAUUGUGACGCAGUUGGCUACUGGAGGGGAGUUGUUUGACCGGAUAUUGGAGAAGGGGAAAUUCUGCGAGGAGGAUGCUGUUUUCAUUAUAAAGCAGAUAUUGGAGGCCGUGGAGUAUAUGCAUAAAAAGAAUAUUGUACAUAGGGAUUUGAAACCGGAGAACAUUUUGUACCUAGACAAGUCAGAGAACUCGCGCUUGGUGAUUGGUGAUUUCGGUAUCGCAAAGGAGCUCAAGGGAGACCAUGAUCUAAUCCAUAAGGCAGCAGGAUCCAUGGGGUAUGUUGCACCGGAAGUUUUGACCACAUCGGGCCACGGAAAACCCUGUGAUAUCUGGUCAAUUGGUGUCAUAACGUACACGUUACUUUGUGGUUACUCGCCGUUCUUGGCUGAGAGCGCGGAUGGUUUCAUCGAGGAAUGUACAAGUGGUGAAUACCCUGUCGUGUUCCACAAACCAUACUGGAAUAGCGUUUCUAAGACAGCUAAGGAGUUCAUCCUAUGGGCUCUUACAGUUAAUCCAGCAAGGAGACCAACAGCCAAAGAUUUGCUCAACGACAUAUGGAUUACUUCCACCGAAUCUUCUAAGACAGACUUGUUCCCUGAAAUCCGUAAGGGCUUCGACGCUCACAAGAAGUUCCGUGAUGCAGUCGAGAUUGUUAAAUUGAACAACAGAAUCAAGAAACUAAAACUGUUGUACGAGAACCAAGAAGAUGGUUCAGAUACCGAUAUCGAAGUCAACCCCACAGAUUCAUUGGAAUCCAUCCAAAGCUCCAUGAAAACAAUGUCAAUAAAGGAUGGACAAGGCGACCUGCAUUCAUCAUUGAAACAAAACGCUUUCGCACAGCUUGUCCUGACGGCAUCCAAGCACAAGGACAAGGUCAAGAACUUCCAAGAAACCGAGGAAGAAACCUCUUAA
Kluyveromyces marxianus DMKU3-1042 is the source of this 1278-nucleotide messenger RNA. It is a transcript of the gene CMK2, whose product is annotated as serine/threonine-protein kinase. Gene Ontology annotation, molecular function: calcium/calmodulin-dependent protein kinase activity; ATP binding. The record is from RefSeq and is a predicted model, not a curated record. The transcript has a single exon. Bases 1 to 1278 code for a protein of 425 amino acids. NCBI's taxonomy places the organism in Eukaryota, Fungi, Ascomycota, Saccharomycetes, Saccharomycetales, Saccharomycetaceae. Gene Ontology annotation, biological process: protein phosphorylation; cellular response to oxidative stress.